AUGUCCACGAUAGAGAGCAGUGCGUGCUACUUGCCCCUGGCGCUCAUCGACAAAUGCCUCGGGAGUAAAAUUUGGAUCAUCAUGAAGGGCGACAAGGAAAUUGCAGGGAUUCUGAGGGGAUUCGACGACUAUAUGAACAUGGUCCUUGAGGAGGUCACAGAGUACUCGUUUACUCCGGAAGGCAUCAAGACGACCAAGCUGAGUGACGCCCUGGUGAACGGAAACUACAUUGCCAUGCUCGUUCCAGGGGGAAAGCCCGAAGAAUAG
Theileria equi strain WA is the source of this 267-nucleotide messenger RNA. Its product is annotated as U6 small nuclear ribonucleoprotein E, putative. NCBI's taxonomy places the organism in Eukaryota, Apicomplexa, Aconoidasida, Piroplasmida, Theileriidae. Gene Ontology annotation, cellular component: U4/U6 x U5 tri-snRNP complex; Lsm1-7-Pat1 complex; U6 snRNP. The transcript is spliced from 2 exons. Bases 1 to 267 code for a protein of 88 amino acids. Gene Ontology annotation, biological process: mRNA splicing, via spliceosome. Gene Ontology annotation, molecular function: RNA binding. The record is from RefSeq and is a predicted model, not a curated record.